This is a messenger RNA of Pangasianodon hypophthalmus (striped catfish), 4626 nucleotides long. Its product is annotated as E3 ubiquitin/ISG15 ligase TRIM25-like. The record is from RefSeq and is a predicted model, not a curated record. Lineage: Eukaryota; Metazoa; Chordata; Actinopteri; Siluriformes; Pangasiidae. The transcript has 12 exons. The coding region runs from base 84 to 3572 and encodes 1162 amino acids. Gene Ontology annotation, molecular function: zinc ion binding; protein binding.
CUCAGAGAACCAGGAAGUAACUCCUCAUUUCAGUGAAAACAAAACUGAUCUCUUUCUCUUUCUCAGUGUGUGAGUUCAGGAAAAUGGCUGAAGCCAGUAUUUCAGCAGAUCAAUUUUCAGUGGACCAGUUCAGCUGUCCAGUCUGUCUGGAUCUCCUGAAGGAUCCGGUGACUAUCCACUGUGGUCACAGUUUCUGUAAGGUGUGUAUUAAUGGCUGCUGGGAUCAGGAGGAUCAGAAGGGCGUCUACAGCUGUCCUCAGUGCAGAGACACUUUCACUCCAAGGCCUGUUCUACGCAGAAACAACAUGUUGGCUGACGUGGUGGAGAAACUGAAGAAGACUGAACUCCAAGCUGCUUCUCCUGCUCACUGUUACGCUGGACCCGGAGAUGUGGAGUGUGAUUUCUGCACUGGGAGAAAACACAAAGCCGUCAAGACCUGUCUGAUAUGUUUGACUUCAUUUUGUGAAAGUCACCUGAAACCUCAUCUGGAAAUUUCUGGUUUAAAGAAACACACAUUAAUUGAAGCUUCAGCAAAACUACAAGAGAAGAUCUGCUCUGAACAUAACAAGCUGAUCAAGAUCUACUGUCGUACUGAUCAAACCUGGAUUUGUUAUUUGUGUACGAUGGAUAAUCACAAAGGUCACGACACUGUCACAGCCGCAGCAGAAAGAGCUGAGAAACAGCGUAAGUUAAAGGAGGAGCAGAAGAAAUCCCAGCAGAGAAUAAAGGAGAAGCAGAAGAAGGUGCAGGAGCUGAAACAGGCUGUGAACACUAUAAAGCUGAGUGCACAGACAGCAGUGGAGGACAGUGAAAGGAUCUUUACUGAGCUGAUCAGCUCCAUGGAGAAAAAGCACUCGGAGGUGACGGAGCUGAUUAGAGCUCAGGAGAAGGCUGAACUGAGUCAAGCUGAACGACUCCUGGAGCAACUGGAGCAGGAGAUUGCUGAUCUUCAGAGGAGAGUCACUGAGCUGGAGCAGCUUUCACACACACACGAUCACAUCCAGUUCCUCCAGCUCUCUGUAGCUUCUGGACGUCAGUCUCCCCCACUACAUAGACCAGACUUUCACACAUCCAGCAUCACUGUCCAUCAACAUCUCUCAUUUGAUGGAGUGAGAAAUUCUCUCUCAGAUCUGAAAAAGAGACUCGAGGAAUUCUGUGAGGAGGAAUUCAACAAAAUCCCUUCACAUGCUGCGGCAGUUCAGAUCAUUGCACCACCAGAGCCACAGAGCAGAGAAGAUUUUCUGAAAUAUUUCUGUUAUCUGACUCUGGAUCCCAACACGGCACAUCGUAACCUCAUUCCGUCUGAGAAGAACAGAGCGGUGAGACGCAGUGAGAGAGAGCAGCAGUACUCUGAUCAUCCAGAGAGAUUUGAUUACUGGUAUCAGGUGUUGUGUAAGGAGAGUGUGUGUGGACGCUGUUACUGGGAGGUGGAGUGGAGCGGUGAUGGUGUGUCCGUAUCAGUCUCAUAUAAAGACAUCAGCAGGAAAGGACGGGGUAAUGAGUGUGUGUUUGGACUCAACAAUCAGUCCUGGAGUCUGCAGUAUUCUUCUUCUUCUUCUCCUCUCUGUUUCUAUCACAACAACAUUAAGACUAAACUCAGAGUUCCAUCAUCCCCCAGAAUAGGAGUGUAUGUGGAUCACAGUGCAGGAACUCUGUCCUUCUACAGCGUCUCUGACACGAUGAAGCUCCUCCACAGAGUCCACACCACAUUCACUCAGCCUCUAUAUGCUGGGUUUGGGUUCUACUGGAGGUUUGGGUUCUCCUUGUUUUCUACUGUGAGAUUGUGUGAUCCAAAAUUGACUCCUGCAUUGUGUGUGUGUGUGUUUGAGUUCAGGAAAAUGGCCGAGGCCAGUAUUUCGGUAGAUCAGGACCAGUUCAGCUGUCCAGUCUGUCUGGAUGUCCUGAAGGAUCCGGUGACGGUCCACUGUGGUCACAGUUUCUGUAAGGUGUGUAUUAAUGGCUGCUGGGAUCAGGAGGAUCGGAAGGGCAUUUACAGCUGUCCUCAGUGCAGAGACACUUUCAAUCUAAGGCCUGUUCUACACAGAAACAACAUGCUGGCUGAAGUGGUGGAGAAAGUGAAGAAGAAGACUGAACUCCAAGCUGCUUCUCCUGCUCAGUGUUAUGCUGGACCUGGAGAUGUGGAGUGUGAUUUCUGCACCGGGAGAAAACGCAAAGCCGUCAAGUCCUGUCUGAUGUGUCUGGCUUCUUACUGUGAAAUUCAUCUUAACCCACAUCUAGAACGUCCUGCUUUGAAAAAACAUACAUUAAUUGAAGCUUUAGCAAAACUACAAGAGAAGAUCUGCUCUCAACAUAACAAGCUGAUUGAGAUCUACUGUCGUACUGAUCAAACCUGGAUCUGUUAUUUGUGUACGAUGGAUAAUCACAAAGGUCACGACACCGUCACAGCCACAGCAGAAAGAGCUGAGAAACAGAGUGAGUUAAAGGAGGAGCAGAUAAAAUCCCAGCAGAAAAUCCAGGAGAAGCAGAAGAAGGUGCAGGAUCUGAAACAGGCUGUGAACACUAUAAAGCUCAGUGCACAGACAGCAGUGGAGGACAGUGAGAGGAUCUUUACUGAGCUGAUCAGCUCCAUGGAGAAAAAGCGCUCGGAGGUGAUGGAGCUGAUCAGAGCUCAGGAGAAGGCUGAACUGAAUCGAGCUGAACGACUCCUGGAGCAACUGGAGCAGGAGAUUGCUGAUCUUCAGAGGAGAGUCACUGAGCUGGAGCAGCUUUCACACACACACGAUCACAUCCAUUUCCUCCAGGCUUUAGCUUCUGGACGUCAGUCUCCCCAACUACACAGACCAGAUUUUCACACAUCCAACAUCACUGUCCAUCAACAUCUCUCAUUUGAUGGAGUGAGGAAUUCUCUCUCAGAUUUGAAGAAGAGACUCGAGGAAUUCUGUGAGGAGGAAUUCAACAAAAUUCCUCCACAUGCUGCAGCAGUUCAGAUCAUUUCACCACAAGAGCCAGAGAGCAGAGAAGAUUUUCUGAAACAUUUCUCUUAUCUGACUCUGAAUCCCAACACAGCACAUCGUAAACUCAUUCUGUCUGAGAAGAACAGAGUGGUCACAGAAAGUGAGACGGAGCUGCGGUACUCUGAUCAUCCAGAGAGAUUUGACUUCUACACUCAGGUGUUGUGUAAGGAGAGUGUGUGUGGAUGCUGUUACUGGGAGGUGGAGCGGAGUGGUGCUGGUGGCGUGUUCAUAUCAGUCUCAUAUAAAGGGAUCAGCAGGAAAGGAGAGGGUGAUGAGUGUGUGUUUGGAUACAAUGAUCAGUCCUGGGGUCUGUGGUGUUCUUCUUCUUCUUCUCUCUCUUUCUGGCACAACAAAAUUAAGACUGAGCUCAGAGUUCCAGCAUCCUCCAGAAUAGGAGUAUAUGUGGAUCACAGCGCAGGUACUCUGUCCUUCUACAGCGUCUCUGACACGAUGAAGCUCCUCCACAGAGUCCACACCACAUUCACUCAGCCUCUAUACGCUGGGUUUAGGCUCUACUGUCUGCGUAGUGAUCUUUCAGUGAGGUUGUGUGAUCCAAAAUCAGGUGUGUACAUUCGAGCACAAAAAAUGGCUCAUUAAUUUUAUUUUAGAGUUCACAGGUGCUCAUCCUUACCACUCACGCUCCUGACUCCACCCUCCAUUCACAAACCGGCGCUUAAUCAUGCCCUCACCUCCACAAUAUAAUUUUUUUUCCUUCAUCCUGAUGUUUGAUUUGAACAUUAACUAAAGCUCUCUACCUGUAUCUGCAUGAUUUAAUGCAUUGCACUACUGCAACAUCAGUGGAUAAUUGCAUGAAUGUGCAGAUAUACAGAUGUUCCUAAUAAAGUGGACAGUGAUUGCAUAUUUUUAGCCUACUUAAUCUAUGGGAGGAAAAAAAACUACUAUAGUGUCUUGAAUAUGAUCUUUCAGAAAAUCAACUAAACCUACAAUUGACUUGUCUCAAUACCAUUCUUCAGUUUAUAUAAAGUAAACAUACAUAGUUGCAAUAUAUUAUGUUUAAGUGUCUUUUGGCUGUUUCCUGUGUUUAUUUUUUUUUUCUUUUUGACAUCAGUCUCCUUUUUGUGGGUCGUGAUGAUAUAUUUGUCUCUGCUAACUGUAUCUGUCUGUUGUCUGACUCCAGAUUUGGAUUCUGAACAUGACUCAGAGGUGUUAUAAGAAUCCAUUCACAGGAGAUUUACAGUUUUUCUCUACUGCUAAGACACAGCAUUUCCUGAUACCAUGCGCCAUUUUCUCAAAACUAUAAACACAAAGCCAAAACAGCACACACAAUAUGGACAACCUUCAAACUUCCAUGGCAAAACCAAAUACACAUUAAAUCCUACACAGUAAAUCCUCAUAGUACUGUAAAACACAUGACUGCAAUGCUGUAGAAUUAGACCAUAAUAUAGCCUAUAAUACAGUGCAUAGUAAUGAAAUCAUUGUACUCGUGUAUAUUGGACUUGUGUACUUAUUGCUUAUACUCUAAGUGUUGGUCUUUGACCAUUGGUGAGUUCUGUUCAAAAUGAACAGAGUACACUUGUUUCAUUCUUACCCUGUUCUGCUGAAGUACAUGGUAAAUGGGGUCAAAGCUUAUUUGACUGAUUCCUUGAAAUAAACCCUGAUUUUCCAUUAUUCUCGUUUGAAUUUCUCGCAA